ACACGUUUGAAUUUUAAACUUGAUUGAUGAUAGCUUUCGUACAACGGCUACUGACAAAUAAAUAUAAUGUUGAAUUAAUUUGAGAAACUACUUAAACAAUCCUAUAAAACAACCUUCGUUAUACUUUAUGCCUACUGAUUAAUGUCAAAAUGAAAUCUACAAAUUCUAAACCACCUGCUGCAACACGAAAAUGUACAAACCGUCCGAAAUAUGAUAGCGUGCACAAGGAGUCUGUGAAAGUAUUUUGUCGUUUGAGACCAAUGGCUCAUCCGAAUGAUGUGUCCUGUAUGAGAAUUAUUUCGGACACAAACUUAAUUAUCACACCACCGGAAUCAGUGACGAAUAUUCGUAAUGCAAACAGAAUUAUUCAGACGUCUUUCAGUCAUGUUUUUAGCCCGAAUGCUUCUCAGAAAGAAGUGUUUGAUCUAGUUGCCUUGCCUCUUGUUGAGAAUUUAAUUAAUGGUAAAAACAGUUUACUCUUCACGUAUGGAAUAACUGGCAGUGGAAAGACUUAUACUAUGUCUGGAAAUCUGGACGAUGCGGGUAUCAUGCCUCGUAGUUUGGAUGUUAUCUUCAAUAGCAUAGCGCAUUGUCAAGCAAAAAAGUUUAUCUUUAAACCGGAUAAAUUGAAUGGAUUCGAUGUGCAAUCUGAAACCGAUGCAUUGUUAGACAGACAAAAUGAGCUUCAAAAGUAUCUGUUUGCUCAAAAUGGAAAAACUCCCAAACAGACUAAAUCUGACGAUGAAGCCAACAAUAAUGAAAAGGGUUUGACUCAAACCAGUGAAUCACAGACUCUGAUUGUUGAUGAGGAUAAUGCAUAUGCUGUGUUUGUAACAUACGUUGAAAUUUAUAAUAAUAGUGUAUACGAUUUAUUGGAAGAUAAUGAUGGGAAAGCAAAGACUGUACAGAGUAAAAUAAUUCGUGAGGAUGGGAACAGGAACAUGUAUAUUCAUGGAUGUACAGAGGUAGAAGUGAAGAGUUCAGAGGAAGCGUUUGAAGUAUUUCAAAGAGGUCAAUGUAAAAGGCAUAUCGCGUAUACUGUUCUCAAUGCUGAAUCCAGUAGAUCUCAUAGUGUUUUCACUAUAAGACUUGUACAGGCACCAUUAGAUAUGAACGGUGAACAAGUUGUACAAGAUAAAAGGAUUCUCUGCGUCAGUCAAUUAUCUUUAGUAGACUUGGCAGGAAGUGAACGUACAAAUCGUUCUAAGAACACUGGUCAACGCCUUAGGGAAGCAGGAAAUAUAAACAAUUCACUGAUGACAUUAAGAACAUGUUUGGAGAUACUUCGUGAAAAUCAGACCCAGGGUUCAAAUAAAAUAGUUCCUUAUCGAGACUCUAAAGUUACCCACCUUUUUAAGAAUUACUUUGAUGGUGAAGGCAUUGUUAGAAUGAUUGUUUGCGUUAAUCCAAGGGUUGAUGACUAUGAUGAAGCUAUACAAGUAAUGAAAUUCGCUGAAGUCAGUCAGGAAGUGCAAGUUACAAAUUCUGGAAUUUCUAAAUUAGAUCUAGGGUACACACCUGGCAGAAGGCAGGCUAAUAAAAUAUUUAAAGAGGCGAAAAAUCGUUUAGAAUCUGCUGGUAAUCCAGCUGCUGGUGAUUUGGAAGUUGAUUUAGGUUUAGUAUACAGUCUCGGAGGUCCAUUCCCGGAUACAGACUUAUCGAAUCCACACAAUGACGAAAUAAUUACCACGCUUAUGCGCUUCCUGGAAAUGCGUAUUCAGAAACGAAACAUCUUGCAAGAAGAUUUAAAACAGAAACAAACUAACUUUAGGAAUAUGUUAGUGAAAACGGAACGAGACAAUGUAUCGUUAAGAAUUGAGAACUCUACGUUGAAAACGUCAAAUGACCAGCAAAAGAAAAAAAUAUCCGCUUUGGAGGCUCAUAUUUGCAAAACGGAAUCCCAAAUCGAUACUCUACUGUACAGAUUAAAUAGUGCGAACGAUAUAAUCAGGCACAUGAAAGAAGAGCUGAAAAACAAAGAUAUGUUACUGAAUCAACGUGCAAUAGAUAAACAAAGAGUGAAGGAGAAAUAUAAUAGUAAGAUUCAAAUGGAGAACGAUAAGAUGAGUAAGGAACUGGAAAGUAAGCUACGCCGACAGCGUGAAAUUCUUCAGAGUCAAAUGAAAGAAAAGGACCAGAAGCUGAAGCUGAUGAAACGGAUACUAACAAACGAUGAUGACGCUGAGCAGAAAGCAGAAUCUACGGAAUCCAUUCCAGCGGCGACAUCGAGCGAUACUGACGUUCCUACGACAUCUAAACCUACCACUAGCCCCACAACAAUACCAGAGAUUACGUCUUCCAUAACAACGACACCUAAAACCAGUAUGAAGACACCAUCGACUGUUAAGUUUGAUGAUGCCAGUGAUCUUAUACUUCGUAGAACUGAAAGAAUUCCAGUCGUGAAUCUGCGAUAUAGACGGUCGCAGAGCGCAGAAAGAUGGGUGGACCAUCGACCUUCUGGCUUGGUUCCAGUUGGAACCAUUUUCCAACCACGUCUACGACAGAAACGAAGCGUAACGCAAUUAACAGACCCGAAGGACAUAACAGAAGGAGUGUCCAGGUAUUGCCUCGUUGCACAGGAGCAAGAUACUGACGGUGAACUUGAAACUAAAUUGUACAAAGGUGAUAUAUUACCAACUAGUGGAGGAGGUGCUCAAGUGGUAUUUAACGACAUGGAACACUUGAAACAAGUGUCGCCUGUUACAAGACGAAAACGCAGCAAUUAUUACAGUCCAGAAAAGAAAGAUUCCGCUUUGCAGAAGGAGAGCGGCGGUCUGGAGGAUCAUAACACGAAAAAACCUCGUGUUUAGAGUUCAUUUCUUUUUUUUUUAAUAUUCGGACGUGGUAUUACGUUUGAAAUCUUGAUGAAGACGUACCACAAAUAAGACUUAAUUACGUAGCAUAUGUAUAUGUAAAAACCAAAGUCGUGAAGGGAUGGAAUUCUCUUCUAUAUUUUUUUCUUUUAUGCAAUAACGAAAAGUACAAAUCAGUUAUAAGCGUGUAUAAAGUAGCGCUUAGUUAUAGUUCCGUUUAAUUUGAUAGCGAAAUAU
Messenger RNA from Dufourea novaeangliae, 3050 nucleotides. Its product is annotated as kinesin-like protein KIF23. The transcript has 15 exons. The coding region runs from base 150 to 2810 and encodes 886 amino acids. Gene Ontology annotation, cellular component: nucleus; kinesin complex; microtubule. The record is from RefSeq and is a predicted model, not a curated record. Gene Ontology annotation, biological process: microtubule-based movement. NCBI's taxonomy places the organism in Eukaryota, Metazoa, Arthropoda, Insecta, Hymenoptera, Halictidae. Gene Ontology annotation, molecular function: ATP hydrolysis activity; ATP binding; microtubule motor activity.